AGCUCUGCUUCUCGAUAUAAGGAGGAAGAGCCAAAAUAUUCCCUCUCCUCUCCCUCUCCCUCUCCCUCUCCCUCUAACUUUUACUGCUCAACGUAGGGAGUUAAGGACCCUUCUGCUUGCUUCAUUCCUUGUAAUGGGAAGUCAUAAUCCAACCAUAUGGAUGCAUCCAUUUAUCUUUGCACUUUCAACGGUUCUGCUGACCUUCACAGUGAUUGCUAAAGCUGUGGAUGUAACUUUUGUUGCAAAUGCUGUUCAGAAAGGGGCAGUUUGUUUGGAUGGAAGCCCUGCAGCUUAUUAUUUCUCCCCAGGUUCUGGUUCAGGCGUGAAUAACUGGGUCGUUCACAUGGAGGGUGGAGGAUGGUGCAGCAAUGAAGAGGAUUGUGUAGAACGCAAGAGCAAUUCUAGAGGUUCUUCUACGAAUUCAGUGCCGAUGUCAUUUUCUGGUAUUUUGGGGAGCAGCCAAAAGUCUAAUCCAGGUUUUUACAAUUGGAAUAAGGUCAAGGUUCGAUACUGCGACGGUUCAUCUUUUACAGGGGAUGUAGAGGCUGUAGAUCCUGCGAAGCGUGUUUUCUAUAGAGGAUCUAGAAUUUGGUUCGCCAUUGUGGACGAACUACUAGUAAAAGGGAUGAACAAGGCACAAAAUGCUCUUCUUUCUGGUUGUUCUGCUGGUGGGUUGGCAUCCAUAUUACAUUGUGACAAAUUUCGCGAUCUUCUUCCUUCGACGACAAAAGUAAAAUGUUUCUCCGAUGCUGGAUUCUUCAUUAAUGCGAAGGAUAUUUCUGGUGUAGAGAGAAUUAAAUCAUUUUUCGAAGAUGUCAUGGUUACACAUGGAUCUGCAAAAAACUUGCCAGCAUCUUGCACUGCUAGAUUGCCACCAGGCCUGUGCUUCUUUCCACAAAAUGUUGUACCAACAUUGCGCACACCACUCUUUGUACUCAAUGCAGCUUAUGAUGCAUGGCAGAUAAAAAAUAUUUUAGCACCAUCAUCUUCUGAUUCAAGCGGUGCUUGGAAAAAAUGCAAGCUUGAUAUUAAGGCGUGUUCGUCGGCACAAUCUCAGACCAUUCAAGGUUUUAGGGCGGAAUUCCUUAACGCUGUUUCCGGGCUUCGAAACUCUUCAUCAGCAGGAUUGUUUAUAGAUUCUUGUCACGCUCAUUGCCAGUCAGGAAGGCAAGCUGUCUGGUUAAAUAGUGGCUCUACUGUGGUAGAUAAUACUCAAAUAGGAAAAGCAGUGGGAGAUUGGUUCUAUGACCGGGCGGCCACUAAGCUGAUCGACAGCUGUUCUUAUCCUUGUAACCCCUCAUGCCAUGAUGUCGCCGAUGAUUCCUAGAAUUAUUGAAUUUUAAGCCGCGGAGCUGAUUGAAAUUAAUAAAUUAUUUAGCCUGAGGAAAUAAGCAGAAAUGUCAAUGGUAUGAAAGAACAUUGAGCAGCUUUCUACGCUUGCUAUUAGAUGCAGUGUUAUAAUUAAGUAGUUAACAUUGUCACGAUUUAUUGACAUUAAUAAAAGCCUAUUUAAGAAGUGAAUUUGUUAACAUUAA
Phalaenopsis equestris is the source of this 1535-nucleotide messenger RNA. Its product is annotated as pectin acetylesterase 11-like. The transcript has 13 exons. Lineage: Eukaryota; Viridiplantae; Streptophyta; Magnoliopsida; Asparagales; Orchidaceae. Bases 134 to 1327 code for a protein of 397 amino acids. Gene Ontology annotation, molecular function: hydrolase activity. The record is from RefSeq and is a predicted model, not a curated record.